Glycine soja is the source of this 2343-nucleotide messenger RNA. Its product is annotated as rop guanine nucleotide exchange factor 5-like. The coding region runs from base 388 to 2061 and encodes 557 amino acids. The record is from RefSeq and is a predicted model, not a curated record. Gene Ontology annotation, molecular function: guanyl-nucleotide exchange factor activity. The transcript has 7 exons. NCBI's taxonomy places the organism in Eukaryota, Viridiplantae, Streptophyta, Magnoliopsida, Fabales, Fabaceae.
CAGAGAGACGUUGGUAUGUCAUGUGGCAUUCCACACUUCAAAUUUGGAAAACACAGAGAGAGAGAGAGUGAGAGCAAAAAACAACAACAACUGUUCAGUCUCACAAACAAACCUUUUCCCAAAAAGCCAUAAUGUUCUUCUUCAUUCCCUCGUCUUUUCCAGGAUGCUGUGCCCACAGCAACCUCAACGGUCCCUUCAUACACGAUAAUCUAUAAAACCCACCUCCCAAGUUCCUUGUGUUUUUCAAACUCAUUCACUGUUACUGCAAAUACUGUAACUGUUGCUAUUUUGGGACAUGUUGGAGGAGAGUGAGCCAUUAUUGGGGUGAUUUUUUUUUUUUUGUUCAAAAAGCAAAGCUUUUGCUUCUGAGGGAAAAAGUUGCGCAAGAUGGAUGCUUUAUGCAACAAGGGUGAAAAUUUUCAAAAGAAAAAAGAUGGGGUUCCUUCUUCUUCUAGUGAUUCAACUCACGAAUGUUCUUCUCCUUCUCUUGGCUGGCCUAUUCGGAAGGCUACACUCUCCAAAUGCCGCAAAUCAGAUGAAAAAGAAAAUGAACCUGUUUCUCACUUGGAAGAUUCAAAAUUUACCACUGUCAGUUCCAAAAUGUCAGGAAUUGAUGCAAUGAAGGAAAGGUUUGCAAAAUUACUGCUUGGGGAAGAUAUGUCAGGAUCUGGGAAAGGAGUGUGCAGUGCUUUGGCCAUCUCUAAUGCUAUCACUAAUCUCUGUGCAACUGUGUUUGGGCAAUUGUGGAGACUAGAACCUAUACCUUGUGAAAAGAAAGAAAUGUGGCGGAGAGAGAUGGAAUGGCUUCUUAGUGUUAGUGAUCACAUUGUUGAGUUAAUUCCUUCUUGGCAAACAUUUCCAGAUGGAAGUAAGCUUGAGGUAAUGACUUGCAGGCCAAGGUCAGAUCUUUUCAUGAAUCUUCCAGCUCUGCACAAACUUGACAAUAUGCUUCUUGAAAUUUUAGAUGGUUGCAAGGAUAUGGAGUUUUGGUAUGUUGACCAAGGGAUUGUAGCCCAAGAUGCAGAUGGAUCAGCUUCAUUUUGCAAAAGAAUUCAACGGCAAGAGGAUAAAUGGUGGCUCCCAGUUCCUCGUGUCCCCCCUUCUGGCCUCAGUGAGAACUCAAGAAAGCAGUUGAAUCACACAAGAGAAUGUGCAAGCCAAAUACUAAAAGCUUCUAUGGCUAUCAACAACGGUGCUUUAGCUGAAAUGGAAGUUCCCGAGUCAUACUUGGAAACCCUUCCUAAGAAUGGAAGGACUUGCUUGGGGGAUUUUAUUUACCAUUACAUCACAUCAGAGAAAUUCUCUCCAGAGUGCCUGCUUGAUUGCCUAGACCUCUCCUCUGAGCAUGUUGCACUAGAGAUUGCAAACUGUGUGGAAGCCUCGAUAUACGUGUGGCGUAGAAGAGCUCACUCUAAACCCCCAGCUAAUCCUAAUCGUUCAUCUACAAAGUCAUCCUGGGAAAUUGUCAAGGACUUCAUGGCUGAUGGAGAUAAGAGAGAACUACUAGCAGAAAGAGCUGAAAAUGUUCUACUUUCAUUGAAGCAAAGAUUCCCAGGUCUCACUCAAACUACCUUGGAUACCAGCAAGAUCCAGUGCAACAAGGAUAUUGGAAAAUCCAUACUAGAGAGCUAUUCAAGAGUGUUGGAGAGCAUGGCAUUUAACAUCGUGGCUCGCAUAGAAGAUUUGCUAUAUGUGGAUGACUUAACAAAACAUUCAGAUAGGUUUCCUCUGGUUCCAAUGACAGUGUCUGUCUCAGGCACUCCUCAUAAAGCAAUUGGCACACCAAGAAGCUUUUCACCUGCACCACCACUAAUUAGUCCUGCAAGGGGAGAGAGAUCCCCUUUCCUUGGCAACAACCACAACAACAAUAAUAAUAUCAAACCUCAACGUCGUGGCUUCGGGGUGAGAAGAGUAUUGUCAAAUUAUCUAGGGGCAGAAUCUAAAGAAACAAAGAUUUUAAGCAAUUCAACUGUGGUGAAUGGUUCAAACACAAGCAACAAUAAGGAAGAACAACCAGAACGUCAAAAGAAAUCACAUGCCAUGCAUGGCAAGACAAAAUGACUGGUGGUGAGGUUGUGUAUAGUAAAGCAGCCAUUUCUUUGUAUCUGUUUUUUUUUUAUCAGCAUUUCUUUGUAUCAUUUACUAGUAUCUUCUAUGGUUGAGUCCUAAAAAGUUCUGUUGUUAGUUGAUAAUGGAAAUGUGUAGUUGUUGGGGUUAUUAUUUACAGUCUUAAGUGAAAUCUGACACGGAUCAGUUCAGGACCAAUUGUAUUAAUUAGAAGAUUGUAUUGUAUGAUCAAUGAUCUAAUGUAGUUAGAGGACAUGGUUUUGUGUAUUCCUUCAA